GAGACGGAGCUCCCUCAUCUCCUGUCCCCUGGAGUGGCUUGACCUCUGCAAGGCCCAUGGCCUCCAUGGCCCGUCCCUGUCCUGAAGUGGGGAGACCUGCCCACACCUUGGUUUGCCCCUGUUAAGGAAAUGGAUCUGGAAGGGCCCCACCUCUCCAAAGUCUCUUCAUAAUUCCGCAUGUCUCACAAUGCAGGGAAAAAAGUAGAACAAUGUUCAGGAAUGGGUUUGUUCAGGUUCCAGAGUUUGACCAUCAAGGAAGCAUGUAGAGGGAGCAACACCUUUAAGAGCUAACAGCACUGUCGAAGAUGGCACUGAGGUCAAGCACAGAGAACAGAUACUUGGAUUAAAUUACAGCAGGUAAGGAGUUAUUUGCAGGUACUAUUUUAAAGAGAGGACUAAAAGCAGACUAGAAAGAAAACUCAAGGAGACGAAUGACAAAAAGAAGAAAAGGGAAUGGACAAGGGAGACGAGAAGAAAGCCCAAGGUUGGGUAGAGAGAAAUGAGAUACUUUUUUCUUACGAAGGACUAUCAUGGGGACUAUCAUGGGGAUGCUCCAAGCCAGCCAAACAACAGAAGGUGGAAGAGUUUCAUUUCCCUUCUUUCUCCUUUUCUCCUUUCUUCCUUCAAAAUAGUUAGUUACUUCUCACCAUUUAAAAAAAAACUCAAAGACAAACAGUUCGCAGAUGUAGGACUUCUCAAUCAUCAUAUAAUUGUCAAGAGAACAUCUGACCCAAGGGACAGAGCAAUACGUAAAGGAAUGGGAUCGGGGCUUCAGCAUUCAGUAAACCCAGCCCUGAACUCUUCAGACCUUUGGCAAACCACCAAACGCAAUGGGGCCUUGUUCUUUAUUGUAACUAUUUUCCUUACAAAGAUGGUCUAAGUAGGUGAAAGUUUUAAAGAAAAAGGAAUUAUACGAAUAUAAAGAAUUAAAAUUACUGCUGACUGUGUCAAUUGGCAUUGUUAUUUCCACUCUGACUACACAGAUUUUUCUUGAAACUGACCAGCAACAUCCAGAAUAAGAACACGUUAAUAGCCAAGACAAAGGUUGACAUGUGAAUUUCAUCUUCUUUUUGAGUUCUGGAGGUUCUGUAGCCUCCUGAAGGGCAAACAGUUUUGACAAACUAUCAGCCACCAUUCCCAAGUCCCUUGGGAUCAACUUCUAACCAGUCCUCACAACAAAAUCUCCAAUACCAGCAUGCCUGCGCACGCACACAAUGCAUAAUGGUCUACAGAGCAUGGCAGGGUAUUUCCAGGUGUCUUAGUAGAGCAACAAUGGUGAGAACCCAAUAUAUAACUGGCUGUAAGUUGGCCCUUAUUCCCCCAAUCAGAGUAUGGUCUCAUUCAUCCAACAGUGAUAUAAGGAGGGGUUCCUUGUGAAAUUUACUUUGGAGAUUCAUUUACUCCAUCCAUUCAUUCAUCUCUGUAUUUAAGGGCCAUUAUUGAGUGGUUCUAGGAAAUACCACAAAGAGGCAAUUGACUUCAUUCCAUUAAAAGCUAGAACUUAAAAAAGAAAAUGUAUUUAACAUGGUAAGAAUAGUUCCAAAUUCCGUUAUACAUUUCCUUGUUUUCUUGAGUGCGUGUAAAUUAUAUGUGAGUUAGCCUUUGACUGAUCAUUUGUUUUCAUUCUGAACAGAAAACGAACAAUAGAAAGAACGCCGGCUUCAGGAAUCCAAUCUAGUCAUUCAGCUGGAUGUGACCCCGGAACCUAGUUUCUCAAUUGGAACACAAGUUUAGGGCUACCUCACAGUGUAGAGCUGAUGUGUGGAAUUGCAUGGCCCCAAGGCUUUAAGAUGGUUGACAAACUUUUUAUAGGUUUUUCCCUCCCUGCACUCAUGACAGAUUCUGAAUUCUUGCUACUUUAGUCUCUUAUAAAGUAAGUAGCCUUUUUCCUUUGCCCACAACCAACAACCUCUAAAUCUUUUUUAGUAUUUUGCUUUCAAUGUUCUGCAAAUUAGGCAACUGUAAUUUGAAAAAAUUCAUCUAGACGUAUAUAGAAUCAUUACACUAUGAACAAGGGCUUACACAUUCCUUCUGGAAGUAAUCACUGGUUAAAUAAGAUAAUACACAAAAUGUGAAGGUAUUAUGCAAAUUAAAAGCAGCUCUAUUAUUUUGCUAUGCUAUUUUGGUCAUUUGAGGAUCAUUUAUUUUCUACUGCACUUACAUGCUGCCUCCAGAAUAGCUAAGGAGUACUAUUUUGGUUGACCUUUACAUAUACAUAAAUGAGCCUUUACUAUUUUUCCCUAAAAAGUUUCAUAAGUCAGCACAGUAUAUGAAGGUCCAGAGGCAGUGAAGAGUCGAGAGUUUUGCUGGAAGACAGAAGCAAUAAUAGAUGGCAAUGACAGCACUGAAUGACGCUUUCAAGAAUUAAAAAGAUCAGGCAGCUGACUUUGUGUUUAACCCUAAAGGCAAUGGGAAAAGACAAAAGGCAUGUGAGCAGAGUACCACUGCUGGUCUUAAAGAAAAUUAAUACUACAGUGAUGGUCAGGAAAGAGAACAGGAACCUGGGAGGGGCCUAUUUGUCUACUGUUCCCAAGAGAGCCUAAACACGGUGGCUUGGGGAACCAAUAGGAAGGGGGGGAUCUGGGUCAAAGAUAGUCUUAGGUGACUGAAAGAUGAUGUACUAAAACAGAAAUACUACACUGGCAAGUCAGAGGGAAUGAGGAUUUGAAAGGGUUGGGGAGAAGGAGUUCAAUCAGAUACAUAUUGAGGUUAUAACUGUACAUCAGUUCUGGUAUGGUUCCUAUUAUUAAUCAUUUUUUGGACUAAGUCACCAAAUCAAAUCAAAAUCAUGCAAAUGGAAAACAGAAUAAUUUUCAGUCCCUGCCAUUGAAUACGAAGUCUAAGGUCAUACCCCUAAUUUACAAACACUUCUCCCAAAUUCCACUCUAGUUCCUAUGUGAAGAUUACCAUGGCAUUGCAGGGUCCCUACGAAAAGGUAUUUCUUGUGUGAACAUCCCCAGGGAAGUUAGAAAUCCUUUGAUCACCAAAACCCAGAACAGAUACUGAUUUGUGAACUCAGUUGGGCUAACAUUCCCUAGGUGUCCCCUGCUGCUAAGUGUCAUCCUGAGGGCCACAAACUGCUUAACAACUUCUUUGUUAAACUGCUUGUUAACAAGGCCUUAGCACAUAAAAGAUGCAGAUCACACAUAACCACUCAAGAGCUACUCUAACUCUUCAGGCUAAAUAUGCAGGUGGAUUAAAUUUAACUACAGACUAAUUUGGUAGUACAAAAACCCAUAACACUUCUGUUCCUUUCAACACACAAAAUACACAACCCUGUGGAUAUAGGUAUCCCCUUGUUUAUGGAGACUUUUAAAAAGCCAGAAAGACCUGUAGUCACCAUAGGUAUCAAAAUUAUGAUAACCAAAGUUUGAAUUUCAUAGUAGAGAUCCUAAACUGUUAUCUCUUUAAAGUUUUCACACACACAAAGAGUACGCAAUGCUUAUUGUCUGCUGAAGACGAAAGUUCAGGGCCCAAUUCACUUUUAUUUCUGUUGAAACGAACUGUUGAGAUAACUGUAAAAUAAAAACAUAAUGAAGGUAUCCAACGGCACUGCUUCAUCAAACAUUAAUAAAAGAACUUCAUACCAGCAAUUAGUGGCAUUAGGCCAUGUGCCCUUUGGCAUUUUCUGUAUUUUCCAGGUAGACCUCCCUCCAACUUGUACAUUUUCCAACAGCUGAGUGGCCUGUCAUGUACCAUCCAAUUGCCAAGAAGCUAUCCAUUUUUCCAAGAGGAAAUGUGGAACUCUGCGGGGUUUCAAAGCAUUCUAAUUUCAUGCACAAAUACAUUCCACGACAGUAAGACAGACUGCCUAACAAAAGGAGAAAACAUGAUGACAAAGCAUGGUCCUUUGCCAGAGCGACGCUUCUGGGGUCAGAUUUUUUGGCUGUAAACCGGUAUAUACAGACAAAAUCCAAAACGCAUGCUGGGGUGUGCCUCGGACCACGCAAGGCACGGCUCUAAUGGACUAGUUAAUUUCCAUAAUGGGGGACGCAGAUAUUUUUCGCAAAUCGUGUUCCAGUCAGUCUCCUAUUGAUUUUUUGAAUUUCUAUUUUCAACGGCGGCCCAAGGAAACGGCAGCCAGACUUGACUCCAAUGUACACACAGACUCAGGUUUCACCCCGUCACCUGUUGGCUCCUGAACAACACUCCUCUUUGUGAAACUUACAGCACUCAUUUGAAACAAGUUUCCAGAGAAAACACUUCAAGAAAGUGUUUGAGAAGUCACAAGACUCGAGUUGUAAAAACAAAUUCCACACAUAGCCUGGUUUAUACUGACAUAGAUUAAUGUGAAAACCUGAGCUUUUUAAGAAGGGGUUCGGGAGGGGAGCCGGAGGGAAAGGAUGUCACCCUUCUUCGGGAAAAUUCAGCAGGCUAAUUCUGGAUAGGGCUGCGAGUGAUGGCUGUGGGGGUUCCGCUGGGUCAACCCAGGCCCGCACCGGGAAGAGACAGCUUGCAGCAGGCGUCGGUGCCCCGCAAGCCCUACCCUCCGCGCGGCCGUGGCUGCUCGGGCCGCAAGGGGGCGCCCCGAGCCGCGGGUGGGACGCGGCCCUCUCCCCCACCACCCGGCCCCUUCCCCGCCUCCCCGCUACGGCGCCCAGAGGCCGAGCCCCAGACCCAGCGGCAGCGAGCGAGCCCGUCCUGGGCGCCGACGCCAGGCCCGCAGAGAACAGCUCCCCUUUCCCCAGGGGCCACAACAGUCGCCUGCGAACCCCCUGACCCACCUCCAGCGGAAAGUCUCGCGGCGCCUCUGCGCAGCGUCCCCUCCAAGGAAGAGCACUCGCCCCGCGGCUUGACGGCGAUACCGAGUGGCCGCCGGUCCCGGAUUCUACCCCCCAACUUCCGACAAGAAGCCCCCUCUCGGCGGGCGUACGGUGACGCGCGCACCCCCGCGGCCCUCGGCGUCCAGUCCCCGCCGCCCGGCUGCCAUCGAGCCCCGGGGCCAGACCGCGGCUCCCCACCUGCAACCGCGGGGUGGAACGCGGCCUGCGGCCCCUCCCGGCACCCGCCGCGGCCCGCGAAUCCGCGGAGCCUCUCGGCGCGCCCUAGGCGCCCACCGCUCCGCGUCCUGCCGAAGCUGGCGGCCCGGCGCAGGGAGGUUCCCGAAGGAAAACGGGGCUGAGUGCCCUCCAGGAGGUCACCCUCGUCCACCCGUUUCCGGAGGAGACCCUAGCAGGGCGGGGACGAAGGGGCGGGGGCGGCGAGCGCAGGGCCCCGGUUAAACCGCUGCGGGCCGCACCCCCUGUCGCGGCUCAGCACCGGCCCUGACCGGCUGGCUAGGGGUCGCUGCCGCCCCCGCUCCUCCUUGACGCACCCCCGGCCCCUGCGGCUGUCCCCCGUGAGCCCCCUUUCGGUGCAAGGCGGCGAUCCUCACCG
Messenger RNA from Felis catus (domestic cat), 5376 nucleotides. Its product is annotated as basic proline-rich protein-like. The transcript is spliced from 2 exons. The record is from RefSeq and is a predicted model, not a curated record. Bases 4400 to 5122 code for a protein of 240 amino acids. NCBI's taxonomy places the organism in Eukaryota, Metazoa, Chordata, Mammalia, Carnivora, Felidae.